AUGGCAGCCACCACAGAGACUUCUGGCUAUGUUGGCAGUCUUACAUCCUCUCAGGAAGAGAAGCUGCAAAGCUUUUGGAAAAUUUUGAUGCAAUCCUGGGGUGCUGAUUUUCAUUCCUCUCUCAAGGAAUUGAAUGCUGGUCCAAAUGAAAUUAAGGCAAUCAACUCGCUCGUGUUGAAAUUGCCGGGGGAUCGUCUUCGGUCGGCCUACCUGACUGUACUCAAGCAAGAUCAUGCGGAUGCACUGCUUCUUCGCUUUCUUCGCGCCGAGAAGUGGAAUGUUCCUAAGGCAUGGAUUAAAUUUGUGUCGGCUCUCGAUUGGCGGGUCAACGAAUACAAAGUCGAUGAAGAAGUUCUGAUGAAAGGCGAAUUGUAUAAUCUGGAAAAGUCGCGAGCGAAAGAAGACUCGCCCGAGAAGAAAGAUGGAGAAGGAUUCAUGCUUCAGCUUCAUACAGGCAAGGGUUAUUUCCACGGUAAAGAUAAAUUUGGUCGGCCAAUCUGCGUGGUUAGAGUGCGAACACACGACCCAAGCUCUGCGACCAAAAAGGGUCUCAAUGACUAUAUUGUUCAAUGCAUCGAGACAGUUCGACUGGUACAGGUUCAUCCUGUAGAUACAAUGACCAUCGUCUUUGACCUCACUUCCUUCAGCUUAUCAAACUGGGAUUUUCCUCCAGUCAAAUUCAUCAUUGAAAUUUUCCAAGAAAGCUAUCCGGAGUCUCUCGGAGCCAUGAUCUUUUACAAUGCACCGUGGAUAUUUUCCGGAUUCUGGAAGCUUAUUCAGGGAAUCUUGGACCCGGUGGUGGCUGCGAAAUGGCGCCCAGGAUCUGCAGAAACUCAUCCCGAGGGACAGAUAGUCAAGGAACUUGGAGGAUGUGAGGACUGGGAAUAUAAGUAUAUUGAGCCGGAGGCCAAUGAGAAUGACAAGUUGCUUGAUGCUGAGACUCGGAGUACAAUCCUUGCUGAAAGAGAGACGCUUGGUAGUGAGCUUUUUAGCCUCACUGCCAGUCUCAUCUCCAACCCGGACGACAAGACUUCACAAAGUCGCCGUGACGAGAUCAUCAAGCAACUCAGUGACAAUUACUGGUCGCUUGACCCCUAUGUACGGGCCAAAACUCUUUUGGACCGACAGGGGGUCAUCCAAGGUGGUGGGAAAGUCGAGUUCUACCCAGCCACAAAACCCUCGGUCAACAAGGAGACAAUCGUCACCGAUGAAAAGUCAGAGGCAGCGACCGGGCAAGUCUGCAAGGAGCCGUUAGCUGCGGUCUCUUGA
Messenger RNA from Penicillium cosmopolitanum, 1269 nucleotides. RefSeq names its product CRAL-TRIO domain-containing protein. The coding region runs from base 1 to 1269 and encodes 422 amino acids. The transcript is spliced from 6 exons. The record is from RefSeq and is a predicted model, not a curated record. Lineage: Eukaryota; Fungi; Ascomycota; Eurotiomycetes; Eurotiales; Aspergillaceae.